Exaiptasia diaphana is the source of this 1500-nucleotide messenger RNA. Its product is annotated as sialin. The record is from RefSeq and is a predicted model, not a curated record. NCBI's taxonomy places the organism in Eukaryota, Metazoa, Cnidaria, Anthozoa, Actiniaria, Aiptasiidae. The transcript has 9 exons. Gene Ontology annotation, biological process: monoatomic anion transport; transmembrane transport. Bases 46 to 1500 code for a protein of 484 amino acids. Gene Ontology annotation, molecular function: transmembrane transporter activity.
UAUUAAAAUUAUUUUAUUUGUGUAGUUAUUUAGCUGUCUUUCACAAUGGACAGCAUUCCAAAUCCUGUUGCGAAUAACUCUGUUGAGAAAGACAGUCGUGUGAAGUCCUCCAAGUUGAUGUCUUGUCGAUAUUCGAUGUCUGUGAUGGGCUGCAUAGGGCUCGCUAUCGCGUACGCUAUACGAGUGAAUCUCAGUGUUGCUUUAGUGGCGAUGGUUAAUUCUACAGAGUCUACUAUGCAGGACAGUAAAACGAUAGCUGCAAGUCAAAAGAGUAAAGAAUUCACAUGGACAGAAGAAACACAAGGAGUGAUCCUCAGUUCAUUUUUCUAUGGGUACAUUGUCACUCAACUUCCUGGUGGCUGGAUGGCAUCUAAGUUUGGCGGGAAGCAUGUAUUUGGUGUUGGUAUACUGCUAUCAGUGAUAUUUACACUUUUAACUCCCUGGGCUGCAGAACAAAGUGUUGCUGCUUUGGUAGCUGUUAGAGUUAUUGAAGGAGUAGGGCAAGGUGUAACGUUCCCAGCUAUAAACGUUUUACUGAGUAGCUGGUCACCACCUGAUGAAAGAAGCAUGAUGUUAACAGUGACUUAUACAGGUAGCUCAUUGGGAACUAUUAUAGCUCAAACUUCAKCAGGGGCACUCUGUGCAUCCACUUUUCUUGGUGGUUGGCCAUCUGUAUUUUAUAUCACUGGAUUCCUUGGUGUCGUGUGGUAUGUAUCAUGGUUAUUUCUAGUGUAUGAGAAACCAGCUCUGCAYCCAAGAAUAUCAGAAUAUGAAAAAAAUUACAUUAUAUCUUCACUUGGUGCUUCCCAGGACAACUUGGUUAAGAAACAUAAAGUCCCAUGGCUUGCAAUAGCUAAGUCGUUACCGGUACAUGCCUUAAACAUCACCUAUAUCUGCUCUGGCUGGGCAUUCUACACAUUCAUCACAGAGUUACCCUCCUAUUAUAAAGAAGUUCUAGGUCUUAAGAUUUUAGUGGAUGGCGUUGUGUCAUCCAUUCCUUUCAUAACGAGCACAGUCUAUAACUUYAUUGUAGCUUGGUUUGCUGAUUGGUUGAUAAGAAGGCGCAUCUGCUCAGUGGGUGAAGUCAGGAAACUUGCAACAGUUGGAGGUUUAGUCAUCCCAGCAUUUCUUCUCAUUGCGUCGAGUUACGUAGGAAAGGAGGACAAAGUUCUACCAAUCGUGUUAAUAUCCUUAUCCCUCACUUUUCAAGUCAUGCUUAACGUAGGCUCAUCUUUAAAUCAGUUGGAUAUCUCCCCUCGCUUUGCCGGUAUUCUUUUGGGAAUUGGCAAUGCUUUUGCUACGCUUUCUGGAAUUGCCUCACCACUCGUCACUGGCUGGCUUACAAAUAAUAAAGUACGUCUCAUAUACUCAAAAAUGUUCUCUUCCUUGAUACACAACAGUAGUAUAGUGUGCACCGAAUUAUACCCUAGAGGAGGCAAGGAGAACCAUAUCGAGGAAUUGUGGGACUGUGGGUAUAUAGUGGGUAUAGUGGGUAUAUAG